UGAGAUUGCCAGAAUGUUGUUAACCGUAGCCCCCGAUGAGAUGUGCUGGUGGAUCGAUGAUCAAGGCAUGAACCCGGUUCAUAUUGCUGCCAUGAAAGGGCAUGUUGACAUCUUGAAGGUUCUGCUUGAAAAUGACUUGUCUCCUGCUAUGGAGAGACAGCAUCGAGGCCAAACUGUGUUGCAUUUGUGUGUGAAACAUCGUCAGCUUGAGACAUUGAAGUUUUUGGUGAAGAAGUUGGACAUUCUUGUGCCUUUGAAGGACGAUGAUGGGGAGAAGGCCCUUCAAUCUGGCUUGUUAGGUGCAACCGAGAUGAGAUGAUACAAUAUUUAAUGGAGAAGAAUACAAUAGAGAAGUCCAUCAUCAACGAUAUAACCGACAUGACAAUUGUGGUGGUGGGCCUGAUAGCCGCGAUGGCAU
Messenger RNA from Salvia hispanica, 418 nucleotides. RefSeq lists its product as uncharacterized. Gene Ontology annotation, molecular function: protein binding. The record is from RefSeq and is a predicted model, not a curated record. Lineage: Eukaryota; Viridiplantae; Streptophyta; Magnoliopsida; Lamiales; Lamiaceae. Gene Ontology annotation, cellular component: plasma membrane.